Neodiprion virginianus is the source of this 1228-nucleotide messenger RNA. Its product is annotated as leucine-rich repeat-containing protein 71-like. The record is from RefSeq and is a predicted model, not a curated record. Gene Ontology annotation, molecular function: protein binding. The coding region runs from base 4 to 900 and encodes 298 amino acids. The transcript has 11 exons. NCBI's taxonomy places the organism in Eukaryota, Metazoa, Arthropoda, Insecta, Hymenoptera, Diprionidae.
GAAAUGAGAGCGCAGAAGUACGCGCAGCAUUCAACAAAGAGCCGAUCUAUUACUGGAGGAAAACAAACUUUCGAAAUCACUUUGGCAGAACCUAUAGAUGAGACAGAAGAUGCUGGAAAAGUUUCAUUGGAGCUAACAACGGUUAGGCAAAAACCUCAAAUGGAUGCAACCGUAUUCAAUUUAUUAUUCGAUCAUCAAGUACACUUGGACAAUCCGGUAGAUCUGCGCAGCAAAGAUUGUCAUGUUGACGUAUUCAUGCUGGAAGCGCUAAACAACAGCAUAAAGAAAUUUUCCACGUUGACAACUCUGAAAUUACAAAGAUGUUUCAUAGAUGAAUUUGGAAUUGCAAAAAUAGCACAAAUUUUAGCCGAACCCGGUUCCACAAUAAAAGAUUUGAAUUUGGACAUGAACUCGAACACGAAACAAAACCAUCACCUUCUUUGUGCCACAGGGACUAGGCUUCUUUAUCUAUCACUGAAAAUGUGUGAAAUAAACGACGACGGAGUGGCGAAAAUAGCUUCAAAUCUGUCUUACCACGAUGAACCAUAUACGUCCACAUUAAUCGUGCUCAACCUUGCAAAUAAUACUAUUUCUCAAAUAGGGGCGGAAAAGAUUGGUAAUAUGUUGCGGACAAACAGAUCAUUACAAAGUUUGACAUUAACUGGAAACAAAAUAAACGACGCAGGUGUGAAAUGCAUACUCGACCAAUUGAGCCCGUUUACACUGACGCAUGCCGAGAUAGUGGAGAAGCGACGUAGAAACAUUAACCGAUUGAAACUCUGCAAGGAAAAAAUGGAUAAUCUCUCCAAUCAAACUUUACGAACUGGAUCUACAGCCUCUGAAAGCAAAGAGCGGGGACGCGACAGCCGUAUUUCAAAAAAACGAAGAGGUUUCGAUUGAUUUGAUAUUACGUAGUGUCAGUCAUUCGAGGAACGAGCAGAAGCCAUGAUUCCAGUUGAUACCUAUCCUUUGGUGAAAGACCUCAUCCCAGUUGACGGAACCCUUAUAUGCCCUGGAAAUUUUAGGCUUCAGCACUUGAACCUGAGCUGUAAUUACACCUAUACAUACAUUGGCUGUGAAUUGAAUUAAUUUCGAAGGAAGCAUGAUAGAUUUUCUAUGAAAACGUUUUAUGUAUAUCGGAACCUUUUGAACAUCGUAUUUGAUCUAUUCGUCGAUUCACUCUAUUAAUCUGACAACCUUGACUUUGAUUAACAUGCCAUUACGGUAU